Talpa occidentalis (Iberian mole) is the source of this 4963-nucleotide messenger RNA. RefSeq names its product epidermal growth factor (gene EGF). Lineage: Eukaryota; Metazoa; Chordata; Mammalia; Eulipotyphla; Talpidae. Gene Ontology annotation, molecular function: calcium ion binding. The transcript has 23 exons. The coding region runs from base 427 to 3834 and encodes 1135 amino acids. The record is from RefSeq and is a predicted model, not a curated record.
ACGAGUCUUCCAUAUUUCUUCUUUGAGACCUACCCAAGGGUCGUGGCUGGAACGUUCCAGCAAUUCCUUUCCAGCUAGCAGGUCGUGCUCUCUAUCCUGGGCACCUCAGGGCCUCACAGUGGACUUGGCACACACCUGCUUGUGGAUCUUCAACUCAAGAAAUUUGACAGGAGGGUGUCAGGGAUUUCUGGCUUCCCAAAAACUUGGAUAAGAGCUCUUUCCCCGUGUGUCCUGGCAAGCUGCACUUGACACUGUUGUGAGUUCAAGAGAAAGAGCUGCAGGGCAACAGCGAAGCCAUGGAAUAAGAGAUGCCUAGCCGGCAGGCCCACUGGGUUGACAGGCCCACUGGGGGCUGACCACUGGCUCGCCUGGAGGGGACUCAAGGAAAGACGAGCUAUUUUCUAUUGAAAGUUCAAGUCCAUCAGGAUGCAGCUGUUCUUGCUUGUUCUGUUGCUGGUAGUUUUUAGAUUUAGUCGUGUUGGUCUCUCAGCACCCCAGCGCUGGAAUUAUACUGAAUCUCCCCUGGAAGAUGGGACUAAUGCUUGUGCAGGUCCUGCACCCUUCUUAAUUUUCUCCCACGGAAAUAGUAUCUUUAGGAUUGACCCGGAAGGAACUAAUUAUGAGAAACUGGCGGCUGACGUGGGUGUAUUGGUGAUCCUGGAUUUCCAUUACAGUGAAGAAAGACUUUAUUGGGUAGAUUUAGAAAGACAACUUUUACAAAGAGUUUUCCUGAAUGGGACAAGGCAAGAGAAAGUAUGUGAUAUAGAGAAAAAUGUUUCCGGAAUGGCAAUAAACUGGAUAAAUGAAGAACUCAUCUGGUUAAGUAAACAGGAAGGAAUCAUCGCAGUAACAGAUAUGAAUGGAAACAAUUCCCAUGUUCUCUUAAGCGCCUUAAAACAUCCUGCAAACAUUGCAGUUGAUCCAGUACAAAGGUUCAUAUUUUGGUCUUCAGAGGCACCUUGCAGCCUCCACAGAGCAGAUCUCAAGGGCAUGGGAGUGAAGACACUGUUGGAGACAUCAGGGAAGAUAGUUGCUGUGUUUCUCGAUGUGCUUGACAAAAGGCUCUUCUGGACACAGGACAGUGGUUUGGGAAGCACUUCCCAGAUUUGCUCCUGUGAUUACAAUGGAGGUUCCGUCCACAUCCACAAACGCCUUACUCAGCACCAUUUAUUUUCAAUGUCCCUCUUCCGUGACCGUAUCUUCUACUCAACAUGGAAAAAGAACACAAUUUGGAUAGCCGACAAGCACACGGGGAAGGACAUGGUCAGGAUGCACCUCCGUCCAUCACAUGUACCACCUGGUGGAAUUAAAGUCCUGCACCCACUUGCCCAGCCCAAGGCAGAGGCCGACACUUGGGUGUCUGAUCAAAACCUCUGCAAACCGAAGAGCAGUAACUGCAGCGACAGCAUGUGCGGGCAAGACCCUGAGGCCCCCCGGGGCUCGUGUGCUGAGGGCUAUGCUCUGAGCUGGGAUGGGAAGUCCUGUGAAGAUGUCAAUGAGUGUGCCUCGUGGAAGCAUGGCUGUGCUCUCGGCUGUGAGAACACCCCUGGGUCCUACUACUGCACCUGCCCUAAGGGCUUCAUUCUGCUUCCUGAUGGGAAACAGUGUCACCAGUUAGUUUCCUGCCCAAGCAAUGCAUCUGGAUGCACUCACAACUGUCUGCUGACACCACAUGGCCCCAUGUGUUUCUGUCCUGAAGGCUCAGUGCUUGAGGCAGAUGGAAAAACAUGUUCUGGGUGUUCAUCACCUGAUAAUGGUGGAUGUAGCCAGCUCUGCCUGCCUCUCAGUCCGGUAUCUUGGGAAUGUGGUUGCUUUCCUGGGUAUAACCUGCAACUGGACAAAAAGAGCUGUGCAGCUUCAGGACCGCAACCAUUUUUGCUGUUUGCCAAUUCUGAAAAUAUCCAACACAUGUGUUUCGAUGGAACAGAUUAUGGGAUCCUGCUGAGCCAGCAGAUGGGGACGGUGUUAGCCCUGGAUCAUGACCCUGUGGAAAAUAAGAUCUAUUUCGCCCACGCAGCCCUGAGCUGGAUAGAGAGAGCCAACCUGGACGGUUCGCAGCGGGAGCAGCUCAUUCAGGAAGAAGUAGGUGUGCCCGAAGCACUUGCUCUCGACUGGAUCAACCGCAAAUUAUACUGGACAGACAGAGGGAAAUCUCUCAUUGAAGGGAGUGAUUUAAGUGGAAGACAUCGUCAAGUCGUCAUUAAGGAGGACAUCUCCCAGCCACGAGGCAUUGCUGUUCAUCCCAGGGCCAAGAGAUUAUUCUGGACCAAUGUGGGGACUCACCCACGAAUUGAAAGUUCUUCCCUUGAAGGCUCUGGCCGAAGGGUCAUCGCCAGCUCUGGUCUGGUCUGGCCCAGUGGACUGGCCAUCGACUACCUGACCGACACGUUGUAUUGGUGCGAUGCUGAGCAGGCUGUGAUAGAAAUGGCCAAUCUGGAUGGUUCCAGACGCCAAAGACUUCCCCAGGAUGAUGUAGGCUACCCCUUUGCUGUGGCUGUGUUCGAGGAUCACCUGUGGUUCUCUGACUGGACCCGGCCAUCGGUGAUCAGGGUGAACAAGAGGACAGGAAAAAACAGGGUGCGUCUCCAAGGCAACAUGCUGCAGCCCUCGUCUCUGGUUGUCGUUCACCCUCUGGCAAAACCAGGAGCAGACCCCUGCUUACACCAGAAUGGAGGCUGUGAACAUGUUUGUGAACAGAAGUUUGGGACCGCUCGGUGUUUGUGUCGGGAAGGUUUUGUGCAAGCCCCAGAUGGGAAGGCAUGUGUGGCACUGAGUGGACCCCAGCACCCAGCAGGUAGCGAAGCAGAUCUCAGUAACCCAGCAACACCGUCGGGCAUCUUAUUCAUGGGUGGAGAGCCAGGAGAUAACAUUGCGGAAUCUCAGCAUGAACUUGUGGCCGAAAUCAUGGUAUCAGAUGAUGACGACUGUGGGGGGUGUGGCCCCCACGCUCUGUGUGUUUCUGAGGGAGAGAAUGCCACGUGCCAGUGCUGGAAGGGGUUCGCUGGAGACGGACACAUAUGUUCUGAUAUAGAUGAAUGCAGGGAUCCUGUCACACUGUGCCCCCCCGCCGCCUCCACAUGCGUCAAUACGGAAGGCAGCUACGUGUGCCGCUGUUCAGAGGGCUACCACGGAGACGGGGUCCACUGUGUGGAUAUUGAUGAGUGCCAACUGGGCACACACACCUGUGGGGAAAAUGCCACCUGUACCAAUACAGAGGGAAACUACACCUGCAUGUGUGCUGGCAGCCUCUCUGAACCUGGACAGAUGUGCCCUGGCACCACCUCUCCCCCUCCUGUCACAGAACGGGGCAGCCAUUCUGUGAGAAAUUUCUACCUGGACUGUCCCGUGUCCCACGAAGGAUACUGCCUCAACGGUGGCCUGUGUAUGUAUUUUGAAAUAAUCCACGAGUACGCAUGCAAGUGUCCUGUUGGCUAUAUCGGGAGCCGAUGUGAGUACAUGAACAUCUGGGACAUGCGCCGCGCUGGCCACUGGCAACAGCUGGACGUCACCUUGCUGGUUGUGUGCGUGGUGCUGCUGGUCUUGCUGCUCCUCCUGGGGCUGGGGGGUGCGUACUACUACAGGACUCAGAGGCAGCUGAUGAAAACUCCAAAGAAUCCUUAUGAGGCCUGGAGCAGAGAGAGUCAGUGCGGCCAGGCUCCUGGAGGAAGUCUGGAUGUGUACAGUGAGCACCCAGCAGGGCCCCCACCUCCACCACCCAGUGAAACAGGCUGCCCCUCGGGUGUCGUCCCAUCUCCCCAACAUGGGGCUCCUGGGUAUUGCACAACACACUGUGGCAGCCAAGUCCCCCAGAUCCAUCGCACCAAAUGGAUCUGAUCCACUGGGAACUGGAGCAAAAAGAAGGGCCAAGCAGAACCACCUGUAUUGACCCCGUUAGCACUUCAUUUCAAGAAGCAGAGAUUGAUUUUCUGAUUCUGUACACCUACUCGGUGUCCCCGAGACAAAUCUGUGGCUGUGCUUUUGUUUCUCCCUUCAGUCCUUCUGCAGAGUUGAAGAAGACUAUCCUGGAUAAUCACCAGCUCACUCUUUACACAGCAAGGAUGGAAAUGAUCUGUAAACUGUGUCAUCCUCAAUAGUCAGAAUUUUUUUUUUUGUAGCCUCAGAAAAAAUCUGGGGCUAAAAGCAGGUGAUCACACUGGUUGGGUCAGUUCUACUUUCUUUGAUCUGGGCAGAACAUUUAGCUCAAUCUCACAAACGGUGAGAGCAUUCAGUUUAUAGUUAUGAUACAUUAUAGGCUUACACUUAUCAUUUGUGUGAUCCACACUGGUAAUUUUGUAGUAAGUGAUGACAAAUGAAAAUGUGCUAAUUUAGAAACUGAUUUCUUUGGAAUUCUAUGACUUUUUCCUGUUAAAACCUUUGAAUGAAAAUAUUUCAAGGCAAACACUCCCUACCUAACAAGGGGCUUAAGAGAACACUUACUUCUUAAUUAGACAAGCAUAGUACAAGAUUACAGCCAAACUCAAUUAUUCUAAAAGUGCAAAAUGUCCGAUCAAAGCAUUAAAAAAUGAAUUCAGAUAUACAUUCAAAAGAUAAUGUAUGACCAAGUGGUGAUGAUAUAAUACAUGAAAAAUUGGUUAAUUAUUGAAAACAAGUUAGCAUAAUGCAACACAAUAAAAAAAUCAAAAAAGAAAUAAAGUUUUCAAUAAAAUUCAAUAUCUAGUGCCUCCCCUGGUGGCACAGUGGUUGAGCGCUGGGUUGCGAAGCUGCCCGCAGCCUCUGCAGCGCCGGUUUGAUAUCCGGCCACCGGCGAAGGUCCCUCAUGGCACGACAGACCUCUUCUGCCGUGCCCACUGCUCCCCUCAGCAGUGUACUUCCUCAGUCUGCCUGUUCUGCUCCCCGCUCUGGCUCUGGUGAAUUCUCUCACCCUCCCACACUUCUGACUGUACCCAGUGCUUGUAUAAAUAAAUACACAAAUCUUUAAACAAAUAAUAAAAUAAAAUUCAAC